UUUUCCUUUAAUCCUAAGGCUCUACAUUUGCCAAAGCCAAGCCUGAAAUUCCCUGGACAUCACUAACUCGGAAGGGAAUAGUGAGAGUUGUAUUUUUUCCGUUAUUCAGCCAGUGGUGGAUACAGGUUACUUCCCAGCGUAUUUUUAUGUGGCUCCUGGUGCUCUACGUUAUGCAGGUCAUAGCAGUUGUGUUGUAUUUCAUGAUGCCCGUUGUGAAUGCAAGUGAAGUCAUGGGACCAAUGUGCCUUAUGUUACUGAUGGGAACUGUUCACUGUCAAAUAGUGUCCACCCAGGUCAGCAGACCGUCAGGAAACAACGGACUCAGCAGGCGGAGGAGGAAGUUACGCAAAUCUGUGGGUGUCGAUGGGAACAGUUGGUCUUCUCCUGACAAAAACAGUAAAGAAGAGCAGCCUGAACCUGCAUCAGUUCUUAACAAUGUAUUUACCAUGCUUUUCCGAAGGAGGAUUAGAAGAGUAAAGUCGGUAGCUGAGAAGGGGACUGAGACAGAAAAUGUUGUGAAUGCUGUGGACAAUGAUAUUAAACACAGACAUGCCAGAUCUGAGUACAGGCUGUUGCACUUCAAAGAGAAAAAUAAACUUUCCAAUGGGGAAAAGAACCAUCAGGAUGACUGCACCAACAGAGGGGCCAUUUCCGAUGAGCUUUCCAGUGAGGAGGAUGCUGAAGCAAUGGCACAAAGGAUCUUGUUGCGCCAGAAUGUAGAAGGGGCUUCCAGCGACAAUAGCUGUGAAGAGAAGCAGAAGAGGCCUCUUGUUUCUCUGAACCAGGCUGUCUCGCAGGUCAAGCAAGCCCUGAAAGGUGCCAGAGACUCUGAUAGUGUCGUGGAAUCGGAACUAGAAUCCACGUUAUACAGUCAG
Messenger RNA from Pterocles gutturalis (yellow-throated sandgrouse), 875 nucleotides. Its product is annotated as putative homeodomain transcription factor 1. The annotation marks the transcript as partial. Gene Ontology annotation, cellular component: endoplasmic reticulum. The record is from RefSeq and is a predicted model, not a curated record. NCBI's taxonomy places the organism in Eukaryota, Metazoa, Chordata, Aves, Pterocliformes, Pteroclidae. The transcript has 6 exons.